Messenger RNA from Penicillium lagena, 1059 nucleotides. RefSeq lists its product as uncharacterized. The record is from RefSeq and is a predicted model, not a curated record. The transcript has 3 exons. The coding region runs from base 1 to 1059 and encodes 352 amino acids. Lineage: Eukaryota; Fungi; Ascomycota; Eurotiomycetes; Eurotiales; Aspergillaceae.
AUGUACUUCAAUAUCGACAACAUGGCAAUUGAGACUUACGACUUCACAAUAAGGAGUCACUUCCCAGCAUCCAAAUUCGACUCAAUAUCAUACAGCCCGAAGGAAUUCUUAUCCCAGAGAUUUCAUGGCGACGUCAGCGCAGAUCUUGCCCAGGAAGUGUCUACACAUCUAGAUCAAGCUGGCGUCAGAGACUCCCCUAUGGGCAUUAUUGAAAUUGAGAGAUAUACCCCAGCUAUUGCCCACGCCUUACUGAUAUCUUUGCCCGAAUUUCCAGGGCAUCUUCUCGAAAAGGUCGUCCUCAACACAUCCAGUAAUCGGAAUCUCUCAGAGAUCCCAAGCGCCAACAAAGACUCUACUAGUAUCGUUUCUCUCUUAAACUUUCCCUCAUCUGCAGAAUCGUCCCAUGUGCAUGGUUCCACUACUGGCAAUUUUUAUCAAAUCGCCAUUUGGAUUCGUCAAGUUUCAGUGACUAGUCAAACGGUCGGAGACUCAGAUCAUCAUGGUACGACGAAUAUAUGGCUUAUCUGCACAAGCCCCAAUGUGCGCACGCGUCUCGCAAAGCACUACUUCUCCGGUGAAAAUCCAAAACGAUGGGUACGACUACACAAGCACCCAUUGUGGAUAUUUGCCGAUAUAUUGCAUGUUUUUGGUGACUGGGCCCAAAUUUGGGACGCCAUAAAAGAAAAGCUUACGCCGUAUCAUGACAAGAUCCUUCUCGCUAGUCAUGUGCCAACCUUGCUGGAGUUAACUCGUGACCUUCAUCACGAAACCGCAACAUUGCUGUUAGUGCGUGAGCAGCUCCGUGUUCAUUCCGCUGCACUUACUCGAUUGCUUCACUUAGGUGCGCGACCUACGUCACAAGAUCCUACAGAGAGGAAACAGGAUCCUACAGAGAGGAGGCUGCAAGUGCAUCUUGAAGACAUCAAAUAUCACGAGGAAACUUCUCAGGAUAUCUCAAGACAGCUAGAAAAUAUGAUAAACUUAGUAGCUAGCCCCGAUUUCCCACUUUCCACACUGUCCACACUGUCCACUAACAAGCUUUCCAAAUCAGGCCUUUAA